Molecule: messenger RNA, 2526 nt
Organism: Microthlaspi erraticum
Lineage: Eukaryota; Viridiplantae; Streptophyta; Magnoliopsida; Brassicales; Brassicaceae
Source: the annotation of a GenBank genome assembly
AUGUUUCUUUCUUCUUCAUCGCCUUUACAGUUACGCAAGAGUUUAUCAUUGUUCGUGAAGCUGAACAGUCUGACAUCUCGUGGGUUUUCGUCCGACUCUACUAAAGCCCUAGCCUCCGGAUUCUCUAGAGCAAUCAAAGAAGGCAACUUUAACCUGUUAGAUUCUGAGAAGUGUGCAAAUUCGCAACGAAACGAGACGAAUUGGGUCCUUCUUUCGCUUCAGUCAGAUCCAUAUUCCGCGCUAAAGUAUUUCCGAUGGGCAGAGAUGUCUGGACGAGAUCCUUCUUUCUUUACCAUUGCUCAAGUUUUGAUCCGCCAUGGGAUGUUCGGUGAUGCAGAUAAGGUGUUUGAUGAAAUGAUUUUAAAUCGUGGAAAGGAUUUUCACGUUCUGGGUGCGAUUCGGGAUAGGUCAAUGGAGUUUCAUUUGAGCCACGGUGUUGUUGUUUACGGGUUUUUGAUGGAAUGUUGUUGUAGAAACGGCAUGGUUGAGGAGGCUAUGGAGAUAUUCGUGUAUAGUAGUACUCAAUUGGGUGUAGUUAUAGCGGAGGACUCUGUAUAUAGGAUGCUAAAUUCUUUGAUUGAUGCUGAUCGUAUUGACUUAAUAGCUGAUCAUUUUGAUAAACUAUGUAGACGAAUAGUUCCUUCUGGUGUGAGUGCUUAUGGAUUAGUGUUGGAUGCUCUUUUCCGCAGAGGAGAGGUCACAAAGGCUUUAGAUUUUCACCGAGUAGUGGUUGAGAGAGGUUUUCAUGUUGAUAUAGUUUCUUGCAAUAAGAUUUUGAAAGGUCUUUCUUUUGAUCAGAUAGAGGUAGCUUCUCGGAUGCUAAGUUUGAUGUUGGACUGUGGUCCAGCACCAAAUGUGGUGACUUUUAAUACGUUGAUUAAUGGGUUCUGCAAAAGAGGAGAAAUGGAUAGAGCGUUUGAGCUGUCCAAGGUAAUGGAAGAUAAGGGAAUAGCGCCGGACUUGAUCGCUUACAGCACUCUGAUUGAUGGAUAUUUCAAAGCAGGGAUGUUAGAAAUAGGUCAUAAACUCUUCUCGCAGGCGUUACAGAGAGGUGUGAAGUUGGACGUGGUUGUUUUCAGCUCAACGAUUGAUGUGUAUGUGAAAUCUGGGGAUGUAGCAACAGCGUGUGAUGUGUAUAAGAGAAUGCUGUGUCAAGGGAUUUCUCCUAAUGUGGUUACUUACACCAUUCUCAUUAAAGGUUUGUGCGAGGAUGGUAGAAUUCACGAGGCUUUUGGUAUAUAUGGUCAGAUCUUGAAACGUGGUUUGGAGCCGUCCGUUGUGACUUAUACCAGUCUCAUUGAUGGUUUUUGCAAGUGUGGGAACUUGAGAUCCGGGUUUGCUUUGUAUGAGGAUAUGAUAAAGAUUGGUCAUUCACCUGACGUUGUCAUUUUUGGUGUGCUUGUUGAUGGCCUUUGUAAGCAAGGAUUGAUCCUCCAUGCGUUGAGGUUCUCUGUUAAGACUCUAAGCCACUCGGUCAGGGCCAAUGUUGUGGUUUUUAACUCCUUAAUUGAUGGCUGGUGUAGGUUAAACCGUUUGGACGAGGCGUUGAAUGUUUAUAGAUUGAUGGAGAUAUGUGGUGUAAGACCUGAUGUAGCCACAUUCACAACGCUUAUGAGGGGAAGUGUGGAGCGAGACAGAUUAGAUGAAGCCUUGUUUCUGUUUUUCCGGAUGUUCAAAAUAGGUUUGGAGCCUGAUGCUGUAGCGUACUGUACCCUAAUGGAUGCAUUCUGCAAACAUAUGAAGCCAACAAUAGGGCUCCAGCUAUUCGAGCUUAUGCGGAGGAACAAAAUCUCUGCGGAUAUCGUUGUAUGUAAUGUCGUCGUUAAUCUGCUUUUCAAAGGUCACCGCGUGGAGGAAGCUUCUAAGUUCUUCAAGAAUCUUCUCAAAGGAAGGCUGGAGCCUGAUAUUGUGACAUAUAACACAAUGAUAUGUGGUUACUGCUCUUGUCAAAGGUUAGAUGAAGCAACGAGGAUCUUCGAGAUGCUUAAACUUACCACUUUUGGACCCAAUUCCGUUACUUUGACUAUACUCAUCCAUGCGCUCUGUAAAAACAAUGACGUGGAUGAUGCUAUAAGGAUGUUCUCCGAGAUGGUGGCAAAGGGUCCUAAGGCAAAUGUUGUCACGUACGGUUGUCUAAUGGAUUGGUUUGCGAAAUCCGUCGACAUGGAAAGUUCUUUCAAGCUUUUCGAGGAUAUGCAAGAGAAAGGGAUUUCUCCAAGCAUGAUAAGUUAUAGCAUUGUAAUCGACGGUCUUUGCAAACGAGGAAGAGUGGAUGAAGCAACUGAUAUCUUCAAUCAAGCCAUAAAUGCAAAGCUAUUGCCUGAUGUUGUUGCCUAUGCAAUUCUUAUCCGUGGUUGCUGCAAAGUUGGGAGACUCGUUGAAGCGGCAUUGUUGUAUGAAGAGAUGUUGAGAAACGGAGUUAAACCUGAUGAUUUGCUGCGACGAGCACUUUCGGAAUAUAAACUACCGAAAUGGUUGAUGAGCAAUGGGGUCUGGGUACACGACGACAAUACAUUGCCGGAUUAG